This is a messenger RNA of Panonychus citri (citrus red mite), 4264 nucleotides long. It is a transcript of the gene smo, whose product is annotated as smoothened homolog. Gene Ontology annotation, molecular function: transmembrane signaling receptor activity; patched binding. The record is from RefSeq and is a predicted model, not a curated record. Gene Ontology annotation, biological process: central nervous system development; smoothened signaling pathway; positive regulation of smoothened signaling pathway. The coding region runs from base 262 to 3141 and encodes 959 amino acids. NCBI's taxonomy places the organism in Eukaryota, Metazoa, Arthropoda, Arachnida, Trombidiformes, Tetranychidae. Gene Ontology annotation, cellular component: cilium; plasma membrane; dendrite. The transcript is spliced from 4 exons.
UUUUAUUUUCUCAAAGUUUUGUUUAGUUUAUCAACUUUUGUUUGUUUUAUUUUUUUUUCACCCAUUUAAAUGAAUUAGUAACAAUUAAUUUAUUUUUUAUUGUAAAUUUGUUACAUUCAUUGGGUAAUCAAGAAACGAUGAGAGUUUACGCUUAUCAAUUUGAUUACUUUUCCUUAAAACCUUAGCUGUUUAUCUUGUACCUUUUUGUUUGUUACUCCAACUUUGGUUUUUUUUUGUUCACUAUAAUUGAAUUGAUUCAUCAUGGAUUUAACCAAAAUCACAUUACUCUUUUUGCGAUUUGUAAUUUUCAAAUUGUUUCUAACAAUUGGAUUUGUAAUUUGUGACAACAAUCAACAGUGUCAGAAUAUUACCCAAUGUGAACUUCUAGAAAACACUUCUUGCUUGGCUGUUACUUUACCUUAUAGAGCAACUAAAGUUGGUUAUUUUGUUGGUGGUAAUUCAUACGACAAUGAAUACAAAGUUAAACAAUAUCUUGCUAAAUGGAGAGUCUUACAAAGUGUACCUCGUUGUUGGACCUCAUUACAAUCAUUUCUUUGUACAUUAUACCUUCCCAAAUGUGAUAAUGAUCGUGUUCACUUACCUUCCUAUGAUAUGUGUAACUCAGCGAGACACAAUUGUAAAUUUAUCGAAAUGUACUUUGGACAUGAUAAUGUGCCACCAUUUCUCAAUUGUAGCCAAAAUUACAUGAAGUCCAAUUGUAGUAACGGUUAUCAAGAUUUGAAGUUCAAUUCUUUCUCAGCAAAAUGUAAAUAUCCAUUAACACCCACAGAUGACAGCAAUAUUUGGUACCCAGGAAUUGAUGGUUGUGGUUUACAAUGUGAUUUAUCAUUAAUAUCAACGGAAGAACAGACAAAUCUUCAAAAUAUCAUUUGGUAUGGAGGUUUAAGUAGUUCACUUGUACUUUUUAUUUGCUUUUUCACCUUUCGAGUUGAUUGGAAAAGUGCUGAUCGUUAUCCCUCGGUGGCAGUUUAUUACCUCAUUAUUUGUCUAAUCUUCCAUAAUCUUGGAUGGAUGAUACAAUUUUUUAUCUCAAAACAAUCAAUCGUUUGUCGACUUGACAAUACUCGUCGAUACAGUGAAUCUUCAUCACCAGGAUCUGCAUCAUGUCUCAUUGUUUUCUUUCUCAUCUACUAUUUCUCAAUUGCUGCCGCUAUUUGGGUCGCUGUUUUAUCCUUCCUAUGGUUUCAUAAACUUAAAGUAUCAAACGGUAAUUUCAAUGAUCUAAUUGAAAGGAAACGUCAACCCUUUCAUGUAGCUGCUUGGAGUGUCCCUUUUGUAUUAUGUGUUAUCAUCAUUUGUAUCAACAAAGUUGAUAGUAGUCCAAUGUUGGGUAUUUGUUAUGUUGGUUUUGACAAUCCAAUUAUGAGAAUAACUUUUGUCCUAAUACCGAUAAUCUCAUCUAUUUUAAUCAGUGUCUUCUACUUAAUUAAAACCAUGCUCGCCUUGAUUAAAGCAAAAUCAAUUGCUGUCUCUCAUCUUGAUAAGAGACGAAAACGUGACACCAUCAACAGAUUACUCUCUAGAUUAGGAAUCUUUUCGAUAUGGUUGAUUUUAGCCUUAAUUGGAACUACUUAUGCUCAUAUACUAGAAUACUUGAGUUCCGACAAAUGGAAGCAAACUCUUGACAGUCGUGUAUUAUGUGCAUUAGAUCUGAUACCUGUUUUCGCCCCAAGUAGAGCAAAUGAAUGCGAAACAAAUGUCUCAUCACCGAGUCUGCUUCAUGUAAAAAUCCAUCUAAUCAUGGUACUAAGUUCUGGUUUUAGUAUUGUUAUUUGGUUACUCACUCGAGCUUCGUGGGAGGCAUGGAGAAGAUUUUUCCUGAAAAAAUGUGAUGCAUACAUAAUCGGCCGCUCGGGACGUAAACACAAGAUGCUGGCUAAAGCUUAUACUUGUGGUAACGCUGCUAUUUACAAUCAAGAAUCACUUCAUGGUGAUCCGGUUGAUAUGAAUUUAACCUCUGCUACUUCACAAGAAAUUUCAACUGAAUGGGUUAAUAAUUUACCUAAAUUUAUUCAACGACGAGCAGCUAUAGUUAAACUUAACAAUGCUAAUCAUUAUCUACCUCGAUACAGAAAUUAUACCAAUAAUAAUAAUUCAUCAGCCUCAGAGAUUAGUAUGCAACAAGGAAUGUCUAUUGGUUCAAUGGUAUCUAAUCAGCAAUCACUUGAUUCGCAAGUUAGUAAUGAUGGUACCAUUUAUGAUGCACCAAGACAUCAAGUAAGACGAAAAACUAAAUCUGAACGUGUUCGUCUCUCCUCUCGACUUAAUCAUGCUCUUUGGAGGCGAAGAGGAAGCGACUCAUCAAUACAAAGUAAUAAUCUUGCAGUUGUCGGUAAUUUGGUCCGUCAACAUGAAGGUGUAACUCGAGCAACAAGUACCGGUGAUUUACAGUUACCCGGUCCAUCAAUAUUACCCACUGUGUGUAACUAUCUACCUCCCACUUUUCCCUUACCUGCACCAUCAUUUCCACAUCCUUCCGGUUAUCCUGUUAUUUCACCCACAGUUUCGGUAAUUAGUAGACCGAGAACUGAAAAACCCUCUUCUAAUCAUCCCUUUACUCAUGGGAUGUCUCAACAAGGAGAUUCACUUAUUAAUCCUUUACAAGAGAGACGACGACCCGAUAGUCGUACCAAUGGACACAGUGUUAGUCCACCAAAUGACCGAUCAGCAUCACAGCAGAAUCAAAAUCUAGGAGUAGGAUAUCUUAAUUCAUUUAAUUGCGCUGUGCCCAUGUCAGGUCAACCAUUAGGCUCUUUUGCCAAUCCAAAUCUUUUGGUCAACGGUUGUGGUCCACCCAAUGGAUUACCCAAUUAUUAUGGUUUCCAAGCUCGAACACCAUUCGCUCAACACCAACAACCAGCACCAUCAAUCUAUAAUUAUUAUCCAUCAAUGGUUCCUUGUGCACCUCCAUUCACAAAUGGUGUCAGCAAUUUAGGUGAUUUAGCUCGUGCUCGGGAAGCUCUUCUACCCCUUGUGACCGGUGUUGACACGGGAAGUGAAAACGGUGAUUCCCUUUUCAGGCCAAUAAUAAUCUCAGAUUCAGAAGGUUUUACCGAUGGUGGUUUUGGUCCAUCAGUAAGUCGUCCUGCCAGUCGUUCAGCUCAUCGUUUUGCUAAAUAGUUCAACUUUUAUGCUCAAAGAAAAACACUUCAAAUCAGACAAUCAAGACAAAGAAAGUGAUCAAAGAUAUUGGGAUAAAAAAGCAAACACAAUCAAGUUGAUCAACUUUAAACGCUCAAUUAAAUUAACCAGUGCUCAAGAAAAUACGACCAGUACUUAAUUGUAUUCAUCCAAUUUGUGUCUUCCUAUUCAACCAUCAAGAUCUUUCCUUUUUGUUUAAUUCUUCAUUUAAUUUUAUCGUAUUAGAUUGAUAUUGUUUGAAACAUGAAAUUGCACCAACAAUUAACUGUUAACCAUGACAUUAACAGUUAUUACAUAAUUAAACAUGAUAAUGUCAUAAUCAUGUUAAAAAUUUUGUUUUUUAUCAACAUCCUAUUUUUAAAUUUAUAUCUCAAUUAAUAUCGUUGGUAAAUUGUUUCAACAUUGUCAAAUUAACUCAGACAAACCAUUUUGUUAAAUUAGUUGAGAUUUCCGUUUAUAACUGCAAUCUAAAUUUAAACUAAUUGUUUGUCAAGUUAAUCAACUUUCAAAAAAACUGCCUUAAUCUUUUGUCUCUUUGAUUCCCUAAUUUAUUGUUUAAUUACCAAAUUUAACUUAACAACUUUAUCAAUGAUCGAUGUUUCCAAAACGAGUGAACUGUAUUCAAUUUAAUUAGUAUUUAGUUAAUUGAUUGUAUUCAUAUUGACUUGUUAGUUUUACAUUUAAUUUUAUCAAUUUUAACUAUUGGUUAAAUAUUAGCAGAAAAUAAUUGUUAACAAUUACAAAUACUCACAAGUCAACAAACGUUUGAUUAACUAAAUAGUAAUAUUAAUUAUCCUUUUCAAAACUGUUACCAUACAUGAGAAUAGACCAAAUAAUCAAGGUUAAUUGUGCCUUUAAUUUGCUAAGUUUUUUUUUGUAUAAAUUUCUAUUGAUUAAUGUACUUCAUAUUUAUCGCAAUUAGUCUUCUAAAUUUAAUCAUCUUGAUUAAUUUUCUCUCAUUGUAUUACCUGGCGAAUCCUCAUCAUCUCCAUCAUCACUGAUUUUCUCAGAUUCUUGAUUUAAUUGCUCUCUCUCUCUCUUUCUUUCUGUCAAUAAAUUUCUACCAAUUACUUGUAAUUAAAUAUCAGAGUUUUUGAAUCGC